AUGAAACACUUGAUAUUCGUAUUUUUCGACAGCUACAAAGUCCAGACCAAUCCCAAGAAGCUUUUCAAAGUUGGAAGAGUUUUUGUUGCCAUUUGGCACGAGGGUAUGGGGAAUGCCGCGCCUCUGAGAGGAGGCACCAAAAGCCUUGCAAGUGAUCAUGAACUGAUGACAGUGGGAAAGUUCGGCACCAGGAUCUACACUGACAUCCGCCGCAUGGUGGUCUUCAAUGAAAUGGAUCAGUGUGCAUGGUGCUUCCUGGUGCACACCUACGGCCGCCUGGGAGUCGCCAAAGCGAGUGUGAAUCCCUCAAACCAUGCAGCCAUCUAUAUGGAAGACCAACAACCCAGGUACGGUCUCAACGAGCCAAAAACGACAAAGGAGACCAUUGAGGUGACCCCUGAGCCGUAUCAGAGACUACACGCCAUGUCUGGAUUGGAUUUUGGUAAAUUUAUACAGUCGAACAUAACCAAAAAGUUCUUCCAGUUGGGACCAUCAGCGAGAAAUCCAUAG
This is a messenger RNA of Aspergillus caelatus, 510 nucleotides long. RefSeq lists its product as uncharacterized. The transcript is spliced from 4 exons. The record is from RefSeq and is a predicted model, not a curated record. Lineage: Eukaryota; Fungi; Ascomycota; Eurotiomycetes; Eurotiales; Aspergillaceae. The coding region runs from base 1 to 510 and encodes 169 amino acids.